Messenger RNA from Priapulus caudatus, 9608 nucleotides. RefSeq names its product titin-like. NCBI's taxonomy places the organism in Eukaryota, Metazoa, Priapulida, Priapulimorpha, Priapulimorphida, Priapulidae. The annotation marks the transcript as partial. The record is from RefSeq and is a predicted model, not a curated record. The transcript is spliced from 6 exons.
UCUACCAGUGAAGAACCAGAAGAACAAGUUGCUGAAAAACUUUCCUCUGACGCACAAGAAGAACUAACAGAAGCUGUAAGGCAGGAACCUCUCGAAGAUACAGUUAGAGAGGUAGAAGAUGUUCCAGAGAAACAAGAAGCUGUGGAAGACCUAGCGCCAACUGUUGACGAAUCUGCCUCUACCAGUGACGAACCAGAAGAACAACUUGCUGAAACCCCUUCCUCUGAAGCAGAAGAAGAACUAACAGAGGCUGUAGAGGAGGAACCUGUCGAAGCUACGGUUAGAGAGGCAGAGAAAGUUAAGGAGAAGCAAGCUCUAGAAGAACUAGCACCAACUGUUGAUGAGUCUGCCUCUACCAGUGACGAACCUGAAGAACAACUUGCUAAAAAACCUUCCUCUGAAGCACAAGAAGAACUAACAGAUGCUGUAGAGGAGGAACCUGUCGAAGCUACGGUUAGAGAGGCAGAGAAAGUUCCGGAGAAGAAAGCUCUAGAAGAACUAGCACCAACUGUUGAUGAGUCUGCCUCUACCAGUGACGAAUCAGAAGAACAACUUGCUGAAAAACCUUUCUCUGACGCAAAAGAAGAACUAACAGAUGCUGUAGAAGGGGAACCUGUCGAAGCUACGGUUACAGAGGCAGAGAAAGUUCCGGAGAAACAAGACGCUGUAGAAGAACUAGCCGCAACUGUUGAUGAGUCUGCCUCUACCAGUGACGAACCAGAAGAACAACUUGCUGAAAAACCUUUCUCUGACGCACAAGAAGAACUAACAGAUGCUGUAGAAGGGGAACCUGUCGAAGCUACGGUUAGAGAGGCAGAGAAAGUUCCGGAGAAACAAGAAGCUGUAGACGAACUAGCACCAACUGUUGAUGAGUCUGCAUCUACCAGUGACGAACCAGAAGGACAAGUUGCUGAAAAACUUUCCUCUGAAGCACAAAAAGAACUAACAGAGGCUGUAGGGAAGGAACCUCUCGAAGAUACGGUUAGAGAGGCAGAGAAAGUUCCGGAGAAACAAGACGCUGUAGAAGAACUAGCACCAACUGUUGAUGAGUCUGCCGCUACCAGUGACGAACCAAAAGAACAACUUGCUGAAAAACUUUCAUCUGAAGCACAAGAAGAACUAACAGAGGUUGUAGAGGAGGAACCUGUCGAAGCAACGGUUGGAGAGGCAGAGAAAGUUCCGGAGAAGCAAGCUGUAGAAGAACUAGCACCAACUGUUGAUGAGUCUGCCUCUACCAGUGAGGAACCAGAGGAACAAGUUGCUGAAAUACCUUCCUCUGAAACGCAAGAAGAACAAACAGAGGCUGUAAGGCAGGAACCUCUCGACGAUACAGUUACAGGGGCAGAGGCGGUUCCGGAGAAACAAGCUGUAGAAGAACAAGAACCAAUUGUUGAUGAGUGUGUCUCUACCAGUGAGGAACCAGACAAAGAAGUUGCUGAAAAGUUGCCUUCCGAUGACCACGUAAAGCUAGCAGAGGCUGUAGUUGAAGAACCUUUCGGUGAUACAACGAAAGCAACAGACACAGCUCCAGUGGAACGAGUAGCUAUAGAAGAUGAUGUAUCUGUUUCCGUCAGUGAAGAACCAGAAAAACGAGCUGCCGAAGCGGUACCUUCUGAAGAGCAGGAGGAGGUUACAGUGGUUGGGGUAGAUGAAUCUCUUGAGGAUACAACAGAACCAACUGAUACUGUUCCGGAGGAACGAGAACCUGUGGAAGAACAAGCACCAACUGUCGAUGAGGCUGUUUCUAUUAGUGAGGAACCAGUAAAACAAGUUGCCAAAACAGUGGCUUCUGAUGAUCAGGAACAAUUAACGGAGGCCGUGGCAGAGGAACCUAUUGACGAAACAACAAAAAUAACUGACACAGUUCCGGAAGAACAAGAAGCUGUGGAAGAGCAAGCAUCAGCUGUUGAUGAGUCUGCAUCUAUCAGUGAAGAAUCAGAAAAACAAGCUGCUGAAACGGUACAUGCUGCAGAGCAGGUAGACGUUACUGUGGAUGUAGUGGAUGAGCCUCUCGAAGAAACAACAGAAACAACUGAUACAGUUCCAGCUGAACAAGAAGAUAUGGAAGAGCCAGCACCAGCUGUAGAUGAGGCUGUUUCGAUCAGUGAAGAACCAGAAAAACAAGGUGCUGAAACGGUACCGUCGGAUGAUCAGGAAAAGAUUACCGAGGCUGUAGUCGAUGAGUAUCUCGAAGAUACUGCAGGAGCAACUGAUACAGUUCCGGAGGAACAGGAAGCUAUAGACCAACAAGCAUCAGCUGUUGAUGAGUCUGCAUCGACCAGUGAAGAACCAGACAGACAAGUUGCUGAAACAGUGCCUUCUGAUGUUCAGGUAAAACUAAUUGAGGCUGUGGUGGAAGUACCUAUCGGUGAUACAACAGAGGCAACUGAUGCCGCCCCCGUGGAGGAAGCUAUAGAAGAUCAAGCAUCAGCUGUAGAUGAGGUUGUUUCUAUCAGUGAAGAACCAGAAAAACAAAUUGCUGAAACGGUACCUUCUGAAGAGCAGGAAGACGUUACAGAAGCUGGGGUGGGUGAACCUCUUAAAGAUACAACCAAAACAGCUGGUACACAACCAGAAGAUCAAGUGGCCAUAGAAGAGCAAACGGCAGGUAUUGACGAGUCUGUUUCUAUUAUUGACGGGCCUGAUACACAGGUUGCUGAAACUGUGCCCUCUGAAGAAAAGAAAGAAGUAACCGAGGCUGUAGUGGAGGAGUCUCUCGAAGAUACAACAAAAGAUACUACUAUGCCUCCACAACACCAGCAGCCUCUACUUGUUACAGAGGAGUCUGGUUCGGUGGAGGUAGAGCCAGAGAAAGUCCCCGCUGAAACACUUCCUUCUGACGUCAUGGACGAGGCAACAGAUAUUGAGAAAGAGGAAGCUCUUGAAGACACAGCCGUGAUACCUUUCACAGCCCUACCUGAUCAGAUGCGUAUAGAACAGCAGGCGCCCGUCGCAGAUGAAUGUAUUUUCGUGAAGGAUGAGGAGGAAGAAAAUGAAGAAGAGGAAGAUAAAGGUGAUGAAAUAGUACCUUCUGAUGAACAAGAACAACUAGUAAAGGCUGAUGACGGAGAUAUUCUAGAUGAGACAGUCAACGAAUGUUUACCAACACCAGAAGACCAGGAGCUCGUGGCAGAUGAGGUAGCAAUCACAGAAGAGGCUGUACUUAUCCAGGAAGAGCCUGAGAAGCAACCUAUUGAUGAAAUUAUCACUUCGGAAGACCUCGAAGAAAUCACAGCGGCUGAUGUGGGAGAUCUUCUAGAAGGUUCGGCAACAGAGAGUGAUGCCGCAGAAGAUCAGGUCCCUGUAGAACAGGAAGUGGCAGAUACAGAUCAAGCUGUUUCUUCUCAGGAGGAGCCAGUGAAACAAAUUGAAGAACCAGAAUGCUCUGAUGUUCAAGUAGAACCCAUAGAGUCUCGGCAAGAACUCGUUUCCGAAGAUACAGCAGAAAUAACUGAUAAAGUUGUGGCAGUCGAUGCUGACAUCUGCGAAACAGCAGCAGUAACAGAAGAAACUAUUUCUGUUCAGGAAGAGCAGGCAGAGCUGGUCCAUGAUACAGUUCUUUCUGACGAUCAAGAUAAACUAAUAGACUCUGAUGAGAAAGUACCUGCCAUAGAUACAGCAGAAGAAGAAAGUGCAAGUAGUAUCGCUGCAGACCAGGAAGGCAUAGAGGAGGUAUUACCAGUUACUGAAGAACCAGUUUCUGAUCAUGAAGAUCUAGGAAAACAGGUCACUGAGGCUGUGCCUGCGGCUGAUCACGGAGAAGCCAUCAGUGCGGCUAAAGCAGACCUGCCAGAUGCAACAGAAGCUGAAACAGGUCUACCAUACCAGGAAGACAGGGAGUUGGCAAUGACAAUUACAGACGAGCCAGUUCCUUUACAUGACGAAUCAGGAGAACAGAUAACUGAGACCGGACCUGUUGAAGAUGGGGAUAGACAACUCGAGGCUGGUGAAGAUGUGCCUUUCGAAGUAGCUCAUCUGACAGAAAUACCUGACGUAGCAGCUGCACCCCCACGGGACCGCUUAGCGGAAGAAGAGGAGGAAGAAGGUACGGAAACUCCUAUGGCUCUCUCUCAGAAAGCAGAUGCAGAUGAUGUGGCUACCGUAUCAACUGAAGAUCAGGAAAAGCUAGUCGAAUCUGAUAAAGUAGAACUGCUGGAAGCUACGAUAGAACCAACCACCGUACAACCAGAAGUAAUGACGGAUGCUGAGGAAAGCAUUCCACCCGUAACGGAGCCUGUUUCUCUCAUUGGGGAAUCAGAUGAACAUGUUGCUGAGACCGAAUGUUCUGAAGUUCAGGACAAACUUGCCGUUGCAGUUGAAGCGGAACUUCUCGACGACACCUCAGAUGAUAAUAAACCAGCUACAGACAGUCCGGUGGCUAUCAAGGAAGAAUCAAUCGUCACAGAUAUGCCUGAACCAGAGGUUGUUGAUACCGAGCAUGUUGAGGUUCAGAAAGAACUCGAUAAACCAAUAGAUCUUACUCCAGCGGAAUCCCUGACAGCUCUGACGGGUCAAGAAGAUAUAGAAGACAUGGUAGUCGUUCCAGAGGAGUCUAUUGAUAUGCAUGCAGAAGCAGAAGAGCAGGCUACUGAGACCACACCAGCUGAAGUUCAGGAAGCAGUCAUUGAAGCAGGAGAGCAGAAACCACUUGAAACUACAGCAGAGGAAACAUCGAGAGCAACCAAAGACAUUGUGGCUAUAACUGGGACAGUGGCCGUUGCAGCGGAGGCUGAGCCUGCGCAGGAAGAACUAAAAGAUCAAGUAGCAGAGGUUGAACCUGUUGACGCUCAGGCAGAACUGAGCGAUGCAGGAGAAGCACUCGAUCAACCAACUGAGAUGGAGGAUGACACGGGUAAUGUUGCAGACAAAGGUGCCGAGGUCCUUGCAGCUUCAUCAUCUUAUGAUUACACAGCCGAGGAGAUCCCAGAUAUCGAUCAAUUUCCAGAAGAGGAGCUACCCGAUAACGACGCUGAUGAUCACGCAAACGAUGUUGAUGAUACAGAGGAAAUGAAAGCCAUUAGGCCCUUCCCUCUUAUUGACGAGGAUGCUUUUCUAGAGGCAGUGUCUGACGAAUCAUCCCCGCAAGAAGCAGAAAGUUCUUGCACUCCAGAAAAGGGGGUAUCUACUGGAAGUUCGGUGCCAGAUACCAUAAGUGGUUUGGACACAACACCUUCAGGAUAUUCUGAAGAUGAAAUGGCCUGUAUUCUACAAACUGCGAUAGACGAGGCAAUAUAUCAAGCGCAACGAAACCAAGCAAAGAAAUUGCUCGAAACUGAUACAACAGAUUUAACAGAGAGUGAUUGCUUAGAAACAGUUAUUGAACGUGAGAAGCUUGAGCUUGACGAGAAAGAUAUAACAGAUAUGCCAGCCGAACUUGAUGAUACAUAUGGCGAUGAAGGGCCGGCAGCAGUCGGAAUCAGUCCUGAUGUUUUUGAACAUGAUAAAGCACUUGCUGAAACUCAAGAAGCAGAUGUAGAUAGAGGUGCCCACUCUAAUAAGGUCAUUGAAGAGGUUUUACCUGCCGAGAAACAUGAUGUAGAAGGUAGAUUUGAAGAUGUAGAAGUUGAGAGACCCGCAAGUGACAGUAGCAGUGAUCUACCUGACUUAGACGAGUAUGUUAUUGUGCCAGAAGAGCCAUCUGAAGCAUCCGAACCAGCAGCAGUGCAAGACAUGUCCUCAGAUGUAGAAGAGCAAGACCGCGAAGGUAAGGAACCAGUGCAAGAAACUUGCGUAGAAUCCAAAUUAUCCGAAAUUACACAUUCAGAAAACCAGGUAUUUCCCUCUGAUGACGCGGCUCAGGAAACAGACUUCGACGCUAACACAGGUAAAAAGGACGCGUUGCAGGUUAAGUUUAAGGAGGUUGCAGACAUCAUUGCAGAUGUGGCAGCGACGUCGGAGGAGUCAUCCGAUGAAGAGGAGAGAUUUGUUAUUGUGGAGGAAACCUCUGACUAUGAGAUGCUUCAGCGAGAGUACAUAGAGCAGCCAGGUGUUGAUAUUGAGACUAUAGUCGGCAGUGUGGAGGCAAUACAGGAGGGGAAAUUGGAAUACGCCAUUCUGGACGAUACGACAACAGAGACCGAAUCUGAGGAAUGUAUUACGACAGAAAACGAUCGCAGGGUAGACUUGCUCGAGCCUGCAGAUGUCGGAUUUGAGGAAAUUAUCGAAGAAACGCAACCACUUUUGACCGAAAAAGAACCAGACGGUCUCGGUGCCGAGAUAGAGGAAAUUCAGGUCACUGUCGAGAUAUCGUCGGACGUGUCCGAGGAAGAGUCAGAACACAUAUCGUACGAUCAAAAACACGAAUUCGUUCGCGUGGACGACCAACAUUCUGUUAGCAGUAGGAGCAGUCGAGGUUCACGUAAGGCUGAGCACAGACAUGGUGCUGUUGUGAAGACAACAAAGCAUGAAGUAGAGAAGGAAAAGGUCACAGAUUAUAAGGAAGAGCAGAUAUACAGAGAGGUGUACGAACACACAGAGUCGGCGUCAAUAACGUCGUACGAAAUAGAGGUUAGUGAAAUGAGUGACGGAAAUUCCACCGACCUAGACCAGUAUGACGAUCUGAGAGAUCAGGUAGUCGAGCCAGGUGACUUUAAAAUCUAUGAGCACACAGACCCACUAGUUCACAUUAGCGUAGACAUAGGCACACCAACACAGCACGAGGUACAUACAACACGCGAAGAGGUCGAAAUUAGAGAGUCGGUGUCGACCACGACGAAUCUCGACACGCAAAAAACAGAUCAGCAGUAUAGGUCAGACACGGGCGAACUCGCAAGUCAGUUCACCGAGCUUCACCGCACCGAGGUGGUAAGGCACCCCGAUAAGGUCACAUUCGAGGUGAAGGACCCUGUCACUGUGACAGAGUCCGAAACGGCGGUGAGCGGUGGUGCGGCGGAGGUCUACGACGUCUGCGUGCUGGCCAGGAAGCGGGUGAGGUCCAGCAGAGUGGACGAGAGCAGGACGGUUACCGAGGAAAGCUCCGAGGUUUUCGCCAAGACAGAUGAUCAGGGAGCCACAGGUCCGUCGGGAGACGCGUACAUGGUCUCCGAACACGAACACCCAGAGGAUGUGCAGGUCGUGGAGAAGGAAGAGGUUUUGGACGAUGGGACCGUUAGAAAGUCCAGAGUUUUGAUCAAGAAACAAGUGCACACCAAGACAAUAGUGCAUCCGGAUGGCCAAGAGGAAGUGAUGACCACAAGUGGCACAACUGUCUCUGAUAGCGGUGACCAGCGUCCAGAGGAACUGGACCCAGAAGUACAGGCCCUGAUUGACCGAUACAUGCAAGAUGAGGGUGACGCGCCGGGGUCUGUGAGCGUGACUAGGACGACUCAUUCUUACCAGUACCCGGAGGAAGACGAGGAGUAAACAGAGAUGACAGGGCGAACGCGCAAAAACGCGCGACCUGCAGGCUAAAUUUGCUAAUAUUCUACAAUGACUGUAGAGUGGUGAAUGAACCUGCGUAAUGUAGACAAAUCAGAUUCAACUGAUAGUAAUAAAAAAUUAUAUACUUGUUAAAUUUUUAUACGUAAGUAUGUUAUUUUAAGAAUGCGAAUCCAGACAUUUUAUAGAAUUUGUGUAUUGGCAAUGAUUUCUCUCUUUCGUUAACAAGUUUGGUGUGUCUCUAAUAAUAUUCCUAGCGACAUGAUGAAUCUGGUUUGUCUUCGUGGCGAGAGAAUGACGAUACAACCGUGACUGCCCGGUAACAGGCGCGUUUUACCGAUCCCUGUUUUAUAUCACUGUAAAUCACUCUAAACGCAAUAUAGCGAUAGAUAUCUAAUGUUGUCACGGCUGCCCUGUAUGUAAUUACAGAGAGUGGCGCUAUCUAGUUUUCCCAGCUUUAAUAAUUCUUCCCUUUGGCUCUCGUUACAAGUGCAGCCGGGCAGACAAGGUUUGUUGAAUAAUGUCUCACGAAGUAUGUCGAAAACAACUCACAACGCGGUUGUGGUUUGUACGCGGAACAUGGUGUAAAUAUCAAGCAGCGGCUACCAUUUUUAGAUACGUCACAAUAAUUUCGUCCGAGAGAAGGUGAGCGAGAUAGAGAAUAAGAGAGAGAGAGAGACAGCGAAGUGAACGUCUGUUGAAGAGUGUCGACCGAACGACUUGCGUCGCCGGAUCACUUUUUCUCACGUAGCGGUUCGGAACACGACGUAUUGGCUGCAGCAAUGAGCCACGUCAGCGUCAGGUGGGGUGCAGCUCGUGCAUGACAUGCGCGUACUGCCUGACGCUGACGCUGCGCUGCUCUGUUCCUCUCGCUCGGCAGUCUUUGCCUGUAGACGUGUCACUCACGCUGGGGGCAUUUACUGAUGCCCUUAUAUAUCGUCGAAACAAUAAAUACUAUCGAGAGAAACUAAUUCGAGAGUUUGGUAUGAACGAGCCAGGCCACUUGCUUUUAUAGUUGGUAGAAACUGAAUAUAUAUUAUAAACAUGCUUGCGAUCUUAUGCGGAAGGCCCAAGGAUCUACAUGGGAAUCACAGUUUGUCGGGUAGCAUAUGCGCGCUUUGAUAUUGUUUAAUCAACAAAGCCAACUAACACGUCGGCUUCCAUUUCGUAUUUUGUGACUUUCACGAUCAUGAGACAAAGCGUCCGGAGAGCGGAGGCCAUAUUACUUGUUACAUGUCAUCGCUACGCGUGCGCCCUCGUGUGGUGUGAUGCUAACUACUAAUAUCUUUAUACAGGUAGCACGUUUAGUAUGCGGAGUUAUCAUUCACUCACUGUUUCCCAAGUUAUCUAUACUACGUACUACGUAUCGUAUCGCUGUGCGGAUCUAACGGGGUGUUCUGCCAUCGCUUUAUGGAGUGUGUUUUUUUGCUUUAUUUUUUCCGAAGAGCAUCUCCGUGUAACGGAAGCUGAUCUACAGCCAGCUCGCAUCCUCUCUCUAUCUAUCAAUAUAUAUAUAUAUUCUAUCUAUUUACAUAUAUAUAUACGUCAGCAUCUCGUCCGUAUUUAAGGCUCGGCGCGAUUUCGCUGUGAAUCUGGACGGAUUUCUGCGUUUUUCCCCGCGUUUUUCUUGUGUCAAGUAGUGGAGUGUAUAAUGCGCGCGCGCGUGCGUGCGUGUGUGCGCGUGCGUCACUGCUGGCAGUCAGUUGUUCUCAUGUAGACGGUGGUUAUUGGUUUGUACGAUGGCGUUUUGGGUUUUUGAUCGUCUAGGUUCGCGCGGGAGUCUGACGUAUAUAUGUUUUCGAGCCAGGGAGCGGAGUCGCCGGGUCUAGCCUUGCUCAGUCGGGUCCGUGCUUGGCGACUGCUGCUUCCGGCCGCGUCUUUUUUUCUGCUUAAACAAAAUACUUAAAACGCAUACAUAUGAUGGGUGUAUGAUUCAAAUGGAGUUUGUAGUUGAUUGCUUAUAAGGCCUGGAAACCUGGCUACCGAGCACCCAUAGCCAACACAUACACACAUAUACACACACACUCACACAAACUGAGAGACAUUUGAAAGGCAAUUCCUGUGCAGUAAACUGAGGCCCCACUGAAUCAGGAUUUUGCCGAAUGACGGAAAAGAAAGUAGAAUCUGAGCAGAUGGAUGGCGCGGGUGCUAGGUAGCUCGGUGCAUAUUUAGUGGUGGACAUUAGCUUGAUUACAAUUUAGCCAGUAAUACAAAUGCUAUCAUUACACAAU